AUGGAAGAAUAUGAAGCAUGUAUCUUGGGUAUUCAAGCAGCAAUUGAGCGUAAAAUGAGAAUCUUGGAAGUAUUUGGUGAUUCUGCUUUGGUCAUUUAUCAACUUCGAGGGGAAUGGAUGACUCGAGACUCCAAAUUGAUAGAAUACAAGGACUUGUCGAUGAAUUUGAUCAAGGAGUUUGAAGAAAUUUAUUUCACUUAUCUUCAUCAUGAAGAAAAUCAAAUGGUGGAUGCUCUGGCUACGUUGGCAGCCAUGUUUAAGGCUGAUGAUCAGUCUCGAAUGAUGCCUAUUCAAAUGAGUAUAAGAGAAAUGCCAACUCAUUGUUGCAACAUUGAGGAAGAGAAGAAAGACGGUCUCGCUUGGUAUUACGAUAUUCUCCAAUAUGUGAAGUAUCGAGCUUAUCCAGCUGAGGCAACUGAAAAAUGA
Hibiscus syriacus is the source of this 426-nucleotide messenger RNA. RefSeq lists its product as uncharacterized. The transcript has a single exon. The record is from RefSeq and is a predicted model, not a curated record. Lineage: Eukaryota; Viridiplantae; Streptophyta; Magnoliopsida; Malvales; Malvaceae. Gene Ontology annotation, molecular function: nucleic acid binding; RNA-DNA hybrid ribonuclease activity. Bases 1 to 426 code for a protein of 141 amino acids.